GAGAAGGCCAUAGAGGCUGAACUCCUUUCUGACCCCUAGCAUUGUUCCCUCGAAGGCUGGACUCAGGCACACUGGCAGAUCAUGAGUGUUGGAGAAAGAUUUCCUGUUGCCUGUGCUGAACCUGCUCAGUAGGUCAAUGAAAGACUUCAUUCCCUAGGGAAGGUCUCAGAGAUGGGCUCCACAUAACACGUCAGUUCUGAAGAACCAAGGACUGUAGGAUCAGUAGUGUACAAUGGAGAAGACUGCAGGAGAAAUACCAGUCCUGAGGGUACCAUCUUGUGACUUAUUGUACUGCAGACAUGCACUCCCAACCCAGAGUGUGCUGCCUUAGGAGAGGAAAUACUUGUCAGACAUUACUAGAUCCAUUUAUUUUCUUACAUCUUUUUUACUUUUGCGUCCUGUAAUCCACUUGUGAAAAGAGGAAUGAUGACUUUUUAUAGUUGCUGUUUGAUUCUUUUGGUGUUUACCUGGAACACCUCUGCCUACGGACCAAACCAAAGGGCGCAGAAGAAGGGAGAUAUUAUUCUUGGGGGACUGUUCCCCAUUCAUUUUGGAGUGGCUGCCAAAGACCAGGAUUUAAAAUCUAGGCCAGAAUCAGUGGAGUGUAUAAGGUAUAAUUUCCGAGGUUUCCGGUGGUUGCAGGCUAUGAUCUUUGCCAUAGAGGAAAUAAACAGUAGCCCGACCCUCCUUCCCAACAUGACCUUGGGAUACAGGAUAUUUGAUACCUGCAACACUGUCUCCAAAGCCCUGGAGGCCACACUGAGUUUUGUGGCCCAGAACAAGAUAGACUCCCUGAACCUGGAUGAGUUCUGCAACUGCUCAGACCACAUCCCUUCUACCAUUGCAGUAGUGGGGGCAACCGGCUCUGGGAUCUCCACCGCAGUGGCCAAUCUGCUGGGACUCUUUUACAUACCUCAGGUCAGUUAUGCCUCAUCCAGCCGACUUCUGAGCAACAAAAACCAAUUCAAGUCUUUCCUCCGCACAAUCCCCAAUGAUGAGCACCAGGCCACUGCAAUGGCAGAUAUCAUUGAGUACUUCCGGUGGAACUGGGUGGGAACAAUUGCAGCUGAUGAUGACUAUGGUCGUCCAGGGAUUGAGAAGUUCCGGGAGGAGGCAGAGGAAAGGGACAUCUGCAUUGAUUUCAGUGAACUCAUCUCCCAGUACUCAGUGGAGGAGGAGAUCCAGCAAGUGGUGGAGGUCAUCCAGAACUCCAGUGCUAAAGUGAUUGUUGUCUUCUCCAGUGGACCGGACCUGGAACCCCUCAUCAAGGAGAUAGUCAGGCGUAACAUAACUGGCAAGAUCUGGCUGGCAAGUGAGGCUUGGGCCAGUUCUUCCCUGAUAGCCAUGCCAGAGUUCUUCCAUGUCAUUGGAGGUACCAUUGGGUUUGCACUGAAGGCAGGGCAGAUCCCGGGCUUUCGUGAGUUUCUACAGAAAGUGCAUCCCAAGAAAUCUACCAACAAUGGCUUUGUCAAGGAGUUUUGGGAGGAGACCUUUAACUGCUACCUCCCAGAAGGGUCCAAGAAUCACCCAGCUUCAGCCUCUUUCCACAAGGGCCAUGAAGAAGGAAGUGGAGUUGGAAAUAGCACAGCUGCCUUCCGACCCCCAUGCACAGGGGAAGAGAACAUCACCAAUGUAGAGACACCAUACAUGGACUUUACACAUCUACGGAUAUCUUAUAAUGUGUACUUGGCAGUGUACUCCAUUGCUCAUGCUUUGCAGGAUAUAUACACGUGUACCCCCGGAAAAGGCCUCUUCACCAAUGGAUCAUGUGCAGACAUUAAGAAGGUUGAGGCAUGGCAGGUACUGAAACAUCUGCGUCAUUUAAAUUUCACCAGUAACAUGGGGGAGCAAGUGGAUUUUGACGAGUCUGGGGACCUGAUAGGGAAUUACUCGAUUAUCAAUUGGCAUCUGUCACCAGAAGAUGGCUCUAUCAUGUUUGAGGAGGUUGGACACUACAAUGUUUAUGCCAAGAAGGGAGAGAGGCUCUUUAUCAAUGAAAACAAAAUCCUGUGGAGUGGAUUCUCCAGGGAGGUGCCAGUCUCUAACUGCAGCACGGAUUGCCUCCCAGGUACCAGAAAAGGUAUCAUCGAGGGAGAGCCUACCUGUUGCUUUCAAUGCGUGAAAUGCUCUGACGGGGAAUACAGUGAUGAAACAGAUGCGAGUGCUUGUAAGAAGUGCACGGAGGAUUUCUGGUCCAACGAAAACCACACAUCCUGCAUCCCCAAGCAGAUAGAGUUCCUGUCCUGGACAGAGCCCUUUGGAAUAGCUCUUACUCUUUUUGCUGUGCUGGGAAUUUUCCUGACCUCUUUUGUUCUGGGGGUCUUCACCAAAUUCCGCAAUACACCCAUUGUCAAGGCCACAAACCGGGAGUUGUCCUACCUCCUCCUGUUCUCCCUGCUGUGCUGUUUCUCCAGCUCACUAUUCUUCAUUGGCCAGCCUCAGGAUUGGACUUGCCGUUUGCGGCAACCAGCCUUUGGUAUCAGCUUUGUCCUCUGCAUCUCCUGCAUCCUGGUAAAGACCAAUCGCGUCUUGCUGGUUUUUGAAGCCAAGAUACCUACAAGCCUCCAUCGGAAAUGGUGGGGCCUCAACCUGCAGUUCCUUCUGGUCUUCUUGUGUACUUUUGUGCAGAUCAUCAUCUGUGUGAUCUGGCUCUACACAGCUCCCCCUUCCAGCUACCGGAACCAUGAGUUGGAGGAUGAGAUCAUCUUCCUCACCUGCCAUGAGGGCUCCCUGAUGGCUCUGGGCUUCCUGAUUGGUUACACCUGCCUCCUGGCUGCCAUCUGCUUCUUCUUCGCUUUCAAAUCUCGGAAGCUGCCAGAGAACUUCAACGAAGCCAAGUUCAUCACCUUCAGCAUGCUGAUCUUCUUCAUUGUUUGGAUAUCCUUCAUACCUGCCUAUGCCAGUACCUAUGGCAAGUUUGUCUCAGCUGUGGAGGUGAUUGCCAUCCUGGCUGCCAGCUUUGGGCAGUUGUCUUGCAUCUUCUUCAACAAAGUCUACAUCAUCCUCUUUAAGCCUUCCCGCAACACCAUUGAGGAAGUGCGCUGCAGUACAGCUGCACAUGCCUUCAAAGUAGCAGCCAGAGCCACACUGAGACGUAGCAACGUAUCACGCAAGAGGUCUAACAGUUUAGGUGGUUCCACGGGCUCUACACCAUCAUCCUCCACGAGUAGCAAGAGCAACCAUGAAGACCCCUGUCCUCUGCCUACCUCCACGGAGCCGCAGCAGCAGAAGCGUGGAUGCAAGCAAAAAGUCAGCUUUGGCAGUGGAACUGUCACCCUGUCAUUGAGCUUUGAGGAGCCCCAGAAGAACUCUGUGGCCAACAAGAAUGUCAAACACAGGAACUCCCUAGAUGUCCAAAACAGUGAUGACAGCCUGAUGCGGCACAAGGCCCUGCUUCCCCUACAGAACAGCGAAACCUUAGGUGUAGAGCCUGGUUUCCAGGCACCUUCAAGACAAGAGUCAAGCUUACAGGAGUCCAGAGUAGGAGAAACGAAACAAGAGGUGCAAAGCCCAGAAGAGCCUCCUCUGCCGUCAGCAAAUUCCCAGAAUUUUAUAGGUAGUGGAGGUGGGUCCAUCAUAGAGAACACAAUACAUUUUUAACAAACAAAAAUGAUAAAAUCCACCACAGUUCUCCAGAGAAACCAUUUCACCUGCUUUCUUCUUUGGGAAAGACACCAAAGACACAUCUGAGAUGUAGCCGCCACACCUUAUUGUUAGUACAAGCAAAGACCCUCACCUCCAAAGGACGUGCAGGAGGACAGACUAUCAGACUAUCAGAAGGCUACAUCUAGGGACCCACUGUGUUUGUUUUAAAGAAAUCAGGAUCAGGACAUCUUGAAAGGACAAGUGAAAAUUUUCUCCAGCUGAGUUUUAGUAAAACUGUGCCUACUGCCUUGCCAUUGUCGAUCUUGCCUGCUAGACUGCAGCUCAGCUGGCUAUAGGCAUUUAGGCAAUUUCAUUUUACUCUGCUUUUACACGGAUGUAUAAUACCCCUCUUCCCCAUUGUGUCCUCUGUAUCCUACCUGUGAGAUCUCUGACCAUGUUAGACCAAGGAAAGGACUCAGCUUUACUAAAACGGAACUUCCAGUUUGACCUGGGGAAAGGGGUCCUUUAAAAAUAAAACAAAUAAAUAUAAAAAUAUUUUGAAUGCUUUGUACAGCCAACAGUCUGAACAUGUAAAGUAUUUAAUAUGACAGA
Molecule: messenger RNA, 4197 nt
Organism: Chelonoidis abingdonii (Abingdon island giant tortoise)
Lineage: Eukaryota; Metazoa; Chordata; Testudines; Testudinidae
Source: RefSeq, a predicted model, not a curated record